Molecule: messenger RNA, 692 nt
Organism: Pelodiscus sinensis (Chinese soft-shelled turtle)
Lineage: Eukaryota; Metazoa; Chordata; Testudines; Trionychidae
Source: RefSeq, a predicted model, not a curated record
AGUACACCGCCAGCCUUCCCCGCUGCAUGCCAAGGCCUCGGAGCUUGGCCAUCCGCCCCUUCCCUAUGGGCUGCCCCAUGGAAGGAGGCAGCUCGGACGUGUUCCUGGACCUGCAGCAGGCGGUGGCCUCCCUGGAGAAGGCCGUGUUCUCCCACCGGAGCUGCGCCCGGCUGCUUGGCGCGGCCGGGGGGGAGACGGGAGGCCCCAGUGCGGUGGGGGAGGAGUGGGCCCAGAUAGCCAAGAACCUGGAAGAGUUCGAACGAGGCCUGGGGAUUUUUGCCGGACUCCCGGAGGACGACGGGGACUGGCUCUGGGAAGCAGCCCCCAGGGCGCCGGGGGAGACGAGCGAGGCCAGCCCGGGGCUCCCAGCAGAGGAUACGAGCUGGAUCCAGAAGGAAAUAGCCAUGUACAAAGAGAGGAACACGGCUCUCCAGGAGGCACUGGGGAGCAAGGAGGAGGAGCUAAGCAGGUCCCAAGUCACCCUGCAAGCAUUCCACGAGGAACGGGAUAAGCUCCAGAGAAAGGUCAAGGAGCUGCAGGACUCUCUGCUCAGGAUUGAGACGCCAUCCCAGCCUGGCAGCUCCCCCCCCUCGGCCGCCCCAGGGGGUCCAUCAGCCCUGGCGGGGAAGGAGAGCCCUGGCCAUUCCAGUGGCUGGCCAGAGCAACUGCAGCACCCUGCUGCUCACAGCUAA